This is a messenger RNA of Anopheles coustani, 1095 nucleotides long. RefSeq lists its product as uncharacterized. Gene Ontology annotation, cellular component: membrane. Gene Ontology annotation, biological process: sensory perception of taste. NCBI's taxonomy places the organism in Eukaryota, Metazoa, Arthropoda, Insecta, Diptera, Culicidae. The record is from RefSeq and is a predicted model, not a curated record. The transcript is spliced from 5 exons. Bases 1 to 1095 code for a protein of 364 amino acids.
AUGGAGUGGGCUCAAAAGUGGUGGACGUGGAAUGCAACCGUGGUAGCAUUCGUAUUGCAGGUUGCAUUGGGUUUGGUAUCGGUUACCUUUACGUCUAAACAAGGAUUAGCGAUUUGGCAUGAUUCCUGCAUUUCCGGUUGCGGACAAUGUGGGAGAAAACCACAACCAAAGACUGCAAAUGAAAAUUUUGUCCAACGGUUUUUUGUGAUGGUGCUAGUGGUAUUACUGUCAUCAGUUGGGUUCAUCAGCUAUUGGAACUGGUCUGGUGACAUGUCGCUAAUCCAUCCAGGACCACUAGAUGCUUUACGAUGGCUAAAACCUUGGGACCAGUAUGGACGGUUGAUUGCAAAGCAAACGUUUGAGCUGGUCGCUCUAGGGUUGUUAUGGUUAAAUUUGAGACCGUUCAGUGGCACGCUGGACAAUGAUGGUGUCGAUAAUCGUAUUGGCAAAUCAAUUGCAUCGAUAGCUUCGAUACUGCCAGCAGUCGUGUGUGUGCUGGUUUCGGCCGAAAUGGCGAUAAAUUUUUCAUUUGUAGCCCUUUCAUUAACCACUCUGAACCGAACCCUCGAUAACAUCGUUCAUUUUACUCCGGACGGCGACACAACGACCAUACCGACUACCUCGCCACAGGCAACCAAUUUUCGAAUGAUUGAAUCAACCACAAGCACCCGUGUUGGCGAAUUUCGAAACCUCAUCAUGCUUUACGAUAAGAUUGGCGACACAGCCUUAUCUCUUUUGGAGUUUUACUCACCGAUUCUACUCCUGAUUAUAGGAAUCCACUUCGUUCUAUUUACGCUACAGCUAUACUUGAGCUAUCGUGGAAUGUCCGGUAACACUAGUGACACAGUAUGUGCCGAGCACCUUGGGCAUAUAUUUUUGUCGCUGUUAUCGGUUGUUUCUAGUGCUGUUCAGAUCAUAUUCGUAGUAGACACCACGGCAAGCUUUCAUCAGAAGGUGUCCAUCCUGUUUUUGAUUGUCGGCCGUAUUCAUGAUGAUACUAACCUUUACGGCUAUUUCAAUUUGGAUAAAAGUCUUUUGAUGACGAUUGUUGCAUCAGCUUGCUCAUAUCUAAUCGUUUUGAUUCAAACGCUGUAA